Molecule: messenger RNA, 1191 nt
Organism: Alnus glutinosa
Lineage: Eukaryota; Viridiplantae; Streptophyta; Magnoliopsida; Fagales; Betulaceae
Product: exopolygalacturonase-like
Exons: 4
Coding region: 1-1191 (396 amino acids)
Biological process (GO): carbohydrate metabolic process
Molecular function (GO): polygalacturonase activity
Source: RefSeq, a predicted model, not a curated record
AUGGGUUCAAUUUCAGUUUUUCGUUUUGUUUGCUUGAUGUUCUUGGUAGCAUGGAUUACUGAAGUUGAAGCGGGAAAUGGUGUUUUCGAUGUGGCAAACUAUGGCGCGGUUGCUGAUGCUAAAACUGAUAACAGCAAGGUUUUUGAAGAUGUAUUCAACAAAGCUUGUCAAUCAGAAGGAUCCAAUGUUGUGUUAAUCCCAAACGGAACAUAUAUGCUGGGCCCAGUAAUGUUUUCAGGCCCAUGUAAGGGCCCAAUAACAUUUUUCAUCACAGGUGCCCUAAUAGCUCAUACUGAUGUUGCAUCUUACGUUGACAGCUACAGUUGGAUCACCUUCUAUCGCAUAGACCGGUUGGUAGUCCGCGGAUGUGGGUCGUUGGAUGGCCAAGGCCCCUCUGCUUGGGGCCACAAUACUUGCAGUAAAAGUAAAAACUGCAAUCCUCUUCCUUCUUCGAUGGGAUUCGAUUACGUGACCAAUUCACGGGUUACUCACCUAAAAUCAAUCAACAGCAUGGGUGUCCAUAUGAACGUUUUUGAAUGCACCGGCUUGAAGUUUGAUCGCAUUCAUCUAAUAGCGCCUGAAGAUAGCCCCAACACCGAUGGAAUUCACAUUGGGGAAUCGACUCAUGUACACAUAUCGGAUUCGGUAAUAGCCACCGGAGACGACUGCAUUUCCAUGGGCCCUGGUUCUUCAAGCAUAAACAUUUCAAAUGUUCAGUGUGGCCCCGGCCACGGCAUCAGUGUCGGAAGCCUUGGUCGGUCGGCUAAUGAAGAUGAUGUAAGUGGACUGACUGUGAAGAACUGCACCUUCAAUGGCACUCAGAAUGGCUUGAGGGUCAAGACAUGGGCUAGCUCUUUUGCAAGCAAUGUCUUCGAUCUUACCUUUCAAGACAUUAAUAUGGACAAUGUCAACAACCCCAUCAUCAUUGACCAACAAUAUUGCCCAUCCGGCAAUUGUCAACAGGGUAACUCCCAAGUUCAGAUUCGGGAUGCUCGUUUUAGAAACAUUAAGGGCACUUCGAGCUCAAAGAUUGCAGUUACUUUUGAAUGCAGCCCAAGUAAACCUUGCCAGAACAUUGAACUCAGUGACAUCGAUCUCGUUUACGUCGGUGACGGAGGACCGGCGACUUCCUCGUGUGCUUAUGCCAGUGGUGUUGCUUAUGGUCCAGUACAUCCCCCCUCUUGCAUAUAG